This is a messenger RNA of Salvia miltiorrhiza (redroot sage), 1643 nucleotides long. Its product is annotated as protein CLT2, chloroplastic-like. The transcript has 10 exons. NCBI's taxonomy places the organism in Eukaryota, Viridiplantae, Streptophyta, Magnoliopsida, Lamiales, Lamiaceae. Bases 194 to 1477 code for a protein of 427 amino acids. The record is from RefSeq and is a predicted model, not a curated record.
AACUUAACCGUGUUUCACGAUUCAAUCAAUGUCUACGUGCUUGUUUGGACAACUCUAUUAUUUACUUGAAGUAUGACUUUGACAUGUCUCGCAACGCUUUCCACGACUUCUUCACCACAAAUAGUAGUAAAAUAGAUUUUGAUGGUCGAAUUUUAAUUUCAUGAGCCGAAAUUCGUAAGCACGCAUUCUUCCCAUGAAACCGUUCAUGGCCGGCGCCAAAUCCCCCUCCCGCUGCCUAGUUUCCAGCAGCAGCAGCGGUGGCAGCAACAGCGGCGUUUCUCCGACUCCGUCUUCUCGUCUCCAUUUGCCACUUCAUCCAUCAAAACCAUCAAUCCAUAAACUCCAGUUUUCCAUGUUUCGUAGCAGAUCAUACACUUUGUACGAGAGAAAGGCCAUAGUUCCUCCAUCAGCUAUCUUGAAAGUUCCUUGGCGCGACGGGUCGAGUUCGAGUUCGAGUUCGAGCAGUGAGAGAAAGUUUGCGGUUGUGGCGUGGUCCGUGGUGACUCUGCUGAUGGCGGUUGCGAAUCGGGUGCUUCAGAAACUUGCUCUUGUCCCCAUGAAAGACUACCCCUUCUUUCUGGCUCAGCUCAACAGCUUCGCGUUGGUGGUAGUUUUCUUCUGGGUGCUGUAUGUGAGAUAUCAUGUUGGCGUAACGACCAAUGAGAUGCUGGCUGUUCCCAAGUCGCCCUUUGUUGCGAUUGGCUUUCUUGAAUUCCUUUCUUCUAUAUGCGGGAUGUAUGCCGGAGCCAUGCUUCCGGGACCAGCCAUACCCUUGUUAUAUCAAACAUUCUUGGUUUGGCAACUGGUCUUUUCCAGCCUCCUGUUGGGUAAAAGAUACUAUUUGAACCAAAUUAUGGGAUGCUUUCUUGUGGCAGCUGGUGUCGUAGUCGCGGUUUCAAGUGGUGGAACAGAUAGCGGAAUGCUGUCUGGAAUCAACCCUAUAUGGCCGGGGCUGAUGAUCGCCUCAAGUUUUUUUCAAGCAGGUGCAUCUAUUUUUAAGGAAUCAGUCUUCAUUGAUGCUGCAAAACAUCUCAAGGGAAAAUCAUUGGACAUUUUUGUUCUCAAUUCAUUUGCUUCUGGAUUUCAGGCCCUGUUUUCAAUUGGGUUCUUGCCAAUUCUGUCGAACAUGAAGGGCAUUCCUUUAUCUCAACUGCCUUCAUACUUCACAAGUGGUGCUGCUUGCUUCUUCAACAUUGGAACAAACACAACAGGAUGUGAAGGAGCGCCUUUGUUACCAUUGCUCUACAUAGCUUCCAACAUCUUCUUCAAUAUAUCCAUUCUCAAUCUUCUCAAAGUUUCCAAUGCAAUCGUGACUUCUUUGGCAGGAAGAGCAGCAGUGCCAUUUGCAAUCUAUAUUCUUUCUCAGCCAUUGCCUUACCUUCCAAAAGGUGUAAGUUUAAGCCCAUUUUUCCACGUGGGCUCCGCCAUUCUUGUAGUGGGACUCAUCAUCUACAAUUUCACCAAGCGGGAGUUUUGAUACUUUCACGUGCAAAAUGCACGAACUCUCAUAGCUUAAUUAAUCUCAUUUAAACACUAACUUUGUAUUUUGUAACAAUAAUGUUUACUCUCAUGUUAAGGACUAAAUUUAUUUUUGAUUCAUCUUAUGGACUCAAGUUCAUUAGAUGUAAUCAAUUUCUUCUUCA